Molecule: messenger RNA, 3781 nt
Organism: Dendroctonus ponderosae (mountain pine beetle)
Lineage: Eukaryota; Metazoa; Arthropoda; Insecta; Coleoptera; Curculionidae
Product: eukaryotic peptide chain release factor GTP-binding subunit ERF3A-like
Exons: 10
Coding region: 128-1900 (590 amino acids)
Biological process (GO): translation
Cellular component (GO): translation release factor complex
Molecular function (GO): GTP binding; translation release factor activity; GTPase activity
Source: RefSeq, a predicted model, not a curated record
GUGACAUGACGUUCGGCCAUUGUGAUCCGGUAGGUGACAGAGUAAGCGCACGCGGGCGAUCAUUUUCCUGUUUUCCUCGCGUUUCUUCCCAUUUUUUUCUUUAAAGGCAACUCAGAACUAAACAAAAAUGUCCACUAAUACAGCCCCGGAUAAUUGGGAGUCCCAAGCCGAUAGUAAUUCAAGCAACAGCAGCCCCAGUCAUGGAACAGAUGUGACAGCGAAAUUUUCCACGUUGAACGUAAACGCAGUCGAAUUUGUGCCUUCAUUUAGUUUUGGAUCUCAACAAGCUUCCGAAGACGGCCCCAGCCCCAACGAGGCUGAGAGCAAAGAAGCCUCACCCAAGGAACAGCCUGUGGUCAACGGUACUCCAUCGUCAUCUUCAUCCGAACCGCCAGAAGUUGAGGAACCUCCGCCUGUUCCGCCUGCAGCCACUGACGAUAACAGCCCUACAGGAGCGGGCGGUACUUGGGAAGAUGUCGCUGACGACGAUAGUACAGCUUCUGGUGCCGCCCAAGCUUCAACGCCAGAAGAUGAUGAUGACGAAGAAGCUUCUAGUGAGGAAGCGCCGAAGCUCAAGAAAAAGAAAGCUGACAUGGCUGUAGAGGUGGAAGAUAAAAAGGAGCAUAUUAAUGUUGUCUUCAUUGGACAUGUCGAUGCAGGCAAGAGUACUAUUGGCGGCCAAAUCAUGGCUCUAACUGGAAUGGUUGAUAAGCGAACACUUGAAAAGUACCAAAGGGAGGCCUGUGAAAAAAGCAGGGAGAGUUGGUACCUUAGUUGGGCUCUAGAUACUAAUCAAGAAGAAAGAGAUAAAGGCAAAACGGUGGAAGUUGGUAGAGCAUUUUUUGAGACUGACAAAAAGCAUUUUACGAUUCUGGAUGCUCCAGGGCACAAGAGUUUUGUGCCUAAUAUGAUAGGAGGGGCUGCUCAAGCUGACUUAGCAGUAUUAGUGAUUUCAGCUAGAAAAGGAGAAUUUGAAACUGGUUUUGACAGAGGAGGGCAAACCAGAGAGCAUGCUAUGUUGGCAAAAACAGCAGGAGUAAAGUAUUUAGUCGUAUUAGUUAAUAAAAUGGAUGACCCGACAGUGAACUGGGAUGAAACUAGAUACAACGAAUGCAGAGACAAAAUCCUCCCCUACCUUAAAAAGCUUGGUUUCAUCUUCAAUAAAGACCUGUUCUUCCUGCCUUGCUCCGGACAAUUGGGCCAAAACCUCAAAGAUCCAGUUGAAAAGUCCAUUUGUUCGUGGUUUGAAGGCGGUGCCUUCAUUCCGUUUAUCGACAAUUUACCAACAUUAAAUAGAAAACAAGAUGGGCCGUUUAUGAUGCCCAUUGUAGACAAAUAUAAGGAUAUGGGUACGGUGGUAAUGGGCAAAGUGGAGUCAGGCGAGUGUCGAAAGGGGCAGAGUUUAGUUAUAAUGCCUAAUAGGACCCCAGUUACUGUAGACAUGCUGUUGAGCGACGAUGACGAAGUGUCCCGAGUUGUGUCUGGCGAAAAUGUGAAAAUCAAAGUGAAGGGAGUUGAAGAGGAAGAUGUUAGUCCAGGUUUUGUGCUAUGCGAUGCCCUGAACCCCGUGCAUACCUGCAAAGUUUUUGAUGCACAACUCGUUAUCAUUGAACACAAGUCGAUUAUUUGUGCUGGGUAUAGCGCGGUGAUGCAUAUUCACUGCGCCGCAGAGGAAAUCACCGUUAAGGCUUUAAUUUGUCUAAUCGAUAAGAAAACUGGAGAGAAAUCUAAGACUCGACCGAGAUUUGUGAAACAAGACCAAGUAGCUAUUAUGAGAAUAGAAUGUGCAGGUGUUAUCUGUUUAGAACCAUUCAAACAAUUCCCUCAAAUGGGUAGAUUCACAUUAAGAGACGAGAAUAGGACGAUUGCUAUUGGCAAGGUCCUAAAAUUGGUGGAAUAGACAGUGUUAGAGACUUAUAGGCAGAUGCUGAUAUUUACCGAAGUGACGAAAAAUAAUGAAGUUGUCAGCAAAUGUUUGCACCACACAAUGAUUAACUUUUGCAAAUAUGUGUAUAUAUAAUAUCGAUAAAGUAAUGUUUUUAUAAUGGUGCAACUAUCAUGGAAUAAUCGUCUUAAGCAAGCCAAUCUUGAAUCGACUGCUAUGAUGCAUAAAGGAAAUUUUUCCUUGGCAUUCAAAAAAUUUAAUAAUUUUCCCAGAAUGUUUUUUGGGAAAAUCCUAUGUUUUCUCAAUGGAGUGCAAAUAUGUGCAUAGUUGGAAAAUAUUAUGAAUGGUGGAUCAUCACGCUACUGAUAAAGAUUGGGUUGGCCUUCCUAAAUCCAAACGAGACGAUUUUUUUUUCAUUUUUAACUAACAAAGUUUUUUUUCUUUUUGGGUUGCUGUAUAUAUUUAUUUUAUUGGUUGUCAUUGUGUCCUGGUGUUGUGUCACAAUAUUGUAUCUGCUUUGUUUUGCGAUUCCUUUCUGAAAUAUUUAUUCAGGCUUGAAUCGUAAAGCAAAUUAAAGUUCAAUUUUGGUGUUAUUUAUUUUGACUACCUUUUAGAGCUGGGCUUUUUAAGUAUCAAUUGAAAAGCAGUUUGAUCAUUGAAUAUCAUGAUGAUAACAUGAUUUGUGAACACGGUAAGCUUCCAGCAUUGGGAUAGUCGGAAUCUCUUUCAUAGCCCCAGUCCCAGCAGUAUGGGCCAACAAUCGUUUGUUGGAGUUGGGAAGAUAAUUAUUUUAAUUUCUUAAUUAAGCUUUUAUAGAUAGAUAUAGAAAUCUGUCUCGAUCUAUCUGUAAUAAGAAGAUAAUUUUCAGUUUUAGUUUCUUCAAUAUUGUGUGGUGUCAAAAGAUAGCAAUGUAGCAUUAUGCAUUGUUCUGUAAAACAGCUAAAGUACUCAUUACAUAUGAAUAUUUUUGACAUUACGAGGUACUGCCAACACCGGUAAUCAAGAGUUGGAGGUAUUUUCAAUGAAUUUUGCAAUGAAUCCGGGGUUUUCAAUUCAAAAAUUAGUCAAUUUUACCGGAGUCCGAGGCAAAUCGUUCCUAGUGCAGUUAUGAAAAUUACAUAGUUAAAAUUUUAUUUUAGAAUACAAAUGUUAUUUGGAACAACAUUAAACCUUCUGCAAUUCUUCACAGGUAAAACGUAUUUUUUAUAUUCACUAAAAUUAAUUUCCCUUACUAGAUUUAGCCGCAUUGCUAACAGUAAUAUGGAAUUGUGACACGUAUUGGUGCUACUAUUGUGUGUGUCUCUCACAAAAUACCUUCAUCUUUUUAUUUUGAAAGACAGAAAAGAGGCCAAUUGUAAAUUUCCAUUUCAGCUUUUUAAACUGCAAACCCUAUUCAAACGAAACAUUGUGAUAUCAUCACUUACCUACCUCUAGUUUAGUCGGAAAUAUGAGUAUGUUUAUGGAAAAAUGCCUAAAUCGUUGCUCUGUAGUGUUUUUUCUCUACCAAAACGAAUCUAUCAUGAAAUGAAUUGGCCUUUUUGAAUGUCUUCGAACGGAAAAUCGCAUGAUGCCUUCAAGGGACAAAUUUUAAAUCUGAAUUAUUUGAAAGCGCAAGUCUAAGAAAACUCAAUAUAGCUUUUUGAAAAGUUCUUAAAAUUGUAAAUAAUAAAAGAGAUUUUAUAUUUCGUUACCAGUGUAACGGGAACUUAAAAUUAUAUUUAGCUUACAACCGUAAUGCAUCAUACAGAAUGUUUAUCCAAAUAUUACAGCUCUAAUAUUUGCAUAAAUAUUUCGUUAACUUAAGUUGGUUUUUUAGUCUUUUAUAAUUAUACAAUUAUUAAGUAAUCAACAAAUACUGUUGCUAUCAAUUUUAUAUAUCAAUAAAAUUUAAAAUUA